Messenger RNA from Arvicanthis niloticus (Nile rat), 3058 nucleotides. NCBI's taxonomy places the organism in Eukaryota, Metazoa, Chordata, Mammalia, Rodentia, Muridae. The record is from RefSeq and is a predicted model, not a curated record.
UUAGGCGUUUGUGUCUUCUGUGGAGAGAGACCCGUAGGUUGUUUCCCCAGUGUCUGUGUUCCAUCCGCUCACUGCAGGAGCCGCCGGAGGACAGCGGGACACCCGGUGACUGGAAAUGGAGUCAGUGGCCUUUGAGGAUGUGGCUGUGAACUUCUCCCUGGAGGAGUGGGCUAUGUUGAAUCCAUCCCAGAAGAACCUCUACAAAGAUGUGAUGCAGGAAACCUUGAGGAACCUGGCCUCUAUAGGGAGCAGUUUGGAGCACCAUAUCAUUGAAAAUAUAUACCGAAAUUCCUGGAGAAAACUAAGUGGUCAAGUGGUGGAGGGACUCUAUGACUGUAAAGAUGACCAUCAGUGUGCAGAAAUCUUCGACUUCACUACACACAGUAUUGUAAACCAGAACUCCUUACCAGGAGUGCGCAUCUGUGAAAACAGUGGAUGCGCAACAGUAGUCAUUGGCCACUUGUCUCUAAGUGUACUGCUUAAACCUGACAUAAAGCGUGAAUCGUGCGAAGAUGAGGAGUAUGGGAAGGAAUUAUACAAUAUGGAAUUUGGGGCCACCUCCAGUUCUCUCACAUCAUUUGAGAACUAUGAAAGUACUUAUACUCUAGAGAGACUGUAUAAAACUGAGCCUUGUGAUGAAGACUAUAGAUAUGGUCAAACUGUUGAAAAGACUUUCACUGAAGAAAAGCCCUUUGAGUGUAAGCAGUGUGGGAAAUGUUUCAGUUCCUCCAGGUACUUUCGAAGGCACGAACGACGUCAUCGAGCAAAGAAAUGCUAUAUCUGUAAGCAGUGUGGGAAAGCUUUUGCUUUUCCCACUUACCUACAAACACAUGAAAGAAUUCACACAGGGGAGAAGCCAUAUGUGUGCCUGCAGUGUGGGAAAACCUUUGCUCAUUCUCGUUCCCUUAAAACACAUAAAAGAACUCACUCUGUUAGGGACCUCUUUGUGUGCAAUUACUGUGGGAAAACCUUACGUCAUUACAGUUCUCUUCAAAUUCAUACAAGAAUUCACACGGGAGAGAAACCCUACGUGUGUAAACCAUGUGGUAAAGCCUUCAUUACUUACCGUUCCUUUCGAAUACAUGAAAGAAUUCAUACUGGAGAAACACCUUAUGAAUGUAAGCAGUGUGGGAACACCUUCAUGCGUUGGAUUCAGUUAAAAAAACAUGAAAUAAUUCACAGUGGUGUGAAACCCUAUGCUUGUAAGCUAUGUGGGAAAAGUUUCACUUGUUCUGGCUCCCUGAGAACACAUGAAAGAAUUCACACUGGGGAGAGACCCUAUGUGUGUGACCAGUGUGGAUAUAGCUUUACUCGGUUGAAUUCACUUUUAAGACAUAAAAUAACCCACACUGGUGAGAAGCCCUACGUGUGUAAUCAUUGUGGGAAAACUUUUCCUCGUUCUGCUUCCCUUCGGAGACAUGUCAAAAUUCACACUGAGGAGAAGCCCUACGUGUGCAAGCAGUGUGGGGUUGCCUUUGCUAGUUCUACUGACCUUUUAGAACAUGAGCAAACUCAUAUUGAUGAAAAGCCUUACAUAUGUGAGCAAUGUGGGAAUGCCUUCGUGCUGUGGAGUCAGUUUCAGAAGCAUAAAGCACUUCACGCCGUCCCAGUUUCCUACGUGUGUAAGCAGUGUGGGAAGAGCUUCACGUCCUCCAGGUCACUGAAGACACACGAGAGAAUCCACACUGGCGAGAAGCCCUACGAGUGUAAGCAGUGUGGGAAAACCUUCCUGUGGUCUUACUCCCUUCAGAGACAUGAAAAAACUCAUACUGAAGGGAAGCUCUAUGUGUGUAAAGAGUGUGGGGAAACUUUCCCUUAUGACAGUCAUCUUCAGGCGCAUGAGAAGCUGCACUUUGACGAUGAACCUUUUAACUGUAAGUACUGUGGGAAGCCCUUCUUCACUUUGAACCAUUUGCAUAGACAUGAGUUACUUCACACUACCCUGGACUCCAGUGUUUUUUAGUAAUAUGAGAAAUUUUUUUUUCCACUUUGUGGCUUUAAUAGAAAUAAGAAAAAUCAUACUGGGAAAAGACUGGAUUUGUGCUAGCAAUGUGGAAAAACCUUUUGAUUUGUUUCAUUGAAACAAACAUGAGAUGUCACAAUGAGGAGAAAACUUUUUUUUUUAAAUCAACGUAAAAAUGGUUUUUGAGCUUAAAGCUUCUUGAAGUACAUCAAAGAGAAAUGGGCCUCUGACUGCAAGCAGUAGGGUAAAGCCUUCUGCAAGUCCCGGAUCUUGGAGGAGACAGGAGAAAACUCACACCAGAGAAACUUUUAUGUGUGUGUAUGUGGUGUUGUAAAAAAGCCCUUUUCUGCUUCCCCAUUCCCUCUGAAUACGUGGAAGGAGUCACUGGAGAGAAACCUUUCAUAUAUAGGCAACCUUGGAUAGUCGUGGGUUAUCACAUUCUCUUACAGACAUGAAAGAACUUACUAUAGAGAAACCUUAAAAACAAGAUUUGUGAACUCUUCAUUAUCAGCUUCAUAGAACUCAUAAGAAUGUACGUGGGGAGAAUUCCUAUCAGUGGAAACCUAUAUGAACACCAUUUGGUUCAGUGAACAGACAAGGAAAGAACUUGAUAUGGAGUGUUAGUCUUCUCAGAAGAUGGUCAAGGUUUCAUUUGGCAUGGAUGGAAACACAUACCGGAUGAAAACCUUGGCUGUUGAGAGACAUUGGGAAAUCUAGAGCAGUAGCGAUUAAAAGUCCUUUGAAUUUUUUUUUCAUGUUUAAUCUGAUAAAUGUCAGUAUUAUGAAGGACUGGACAUAUUAUUAUUAUUAUUUUUAUAGCAUGCUCCAGGAAAUGCACACUCUGAAGAGAAUGUUAUCAGUACAGUAUUUUGUAUUUAUUGAAAAAUUUCAGGGGCUGAUAGGGAUGAGUUAGCCUUUAAGAGCAUCUGCUGCUCCUUCUAAAGGACAUUGAGUUAACCUUUAAGAGCAUUUGCUUUUCAGCACCAUGUCCAGGGCUCACAACUGCAUGUGACUCCAGGUACAGGAGAUCCAAUUCUCCCUCACACACUUGUACACAUAAAAAUAAAACUUAAUAUUUUUCUAGUUUUUUUUUCC